This is a messenger RNA of Pseudomassariella vexata, 787 nucleotides long. RefSeq lists its product as uncharacterized. Bases 1 to 396 code for a protein of 131 amino acids. Lineage: Eukaryota; Fungi; Ascomycota; Sordariomycetes; Amphisphaeriales; Pseudomassariaceae. The transcript has 2 exons. The record is from RefSeq and is a predicted model, not a curated record.
AUGUCCGAGUCCUUUGGCCUGUGGCUUCGUUAUACUGUUGAUGAUUCUGCCAGCAAUUCUCAUAAAAACAGCCUUUUGCAACGUAGCCUAGUUAGACUGCCUUUGUCCUGGACUGUAAUUACCCGUAAUGAGCUCGUACCUAUUUCGGUUUCCGACAGCUCUCAACCCGCACUUCCUUGCAACAUCUGGACGGUUGUUCCGACCACGGCACCUUCCGGCAAUUUGCGCUGCUUUUGUGCGCAUGGCGGCGAGAGCCGCGGACGUUUCAUCCUUAUGCGCCUCAGUGGAACCCUUUGCAGCAUGUGUGGGUACAGCCUUUUCGACGUGUGUUACGAAGUGAACUACGUGGAUUUUCUGUCGGACGCGCAGCCACUCUCAGCUAAGAAUCUGUUAUGAAUCGCAAACGCUAUGGGGAAACCUAACUGCUGGACUUUUGGGAAAGACGAGGAAUGAAUUAGGGAAUUGCUAGCCGAAAUCUUUAUGGGAAAGGCAGUUAUCACGAUCUGUUUCGUUAAAGGACGUAGAAACAUAAUAGUGGUAGGCUUGAGUGACUACUGCAUAUACCGUGGACGGCGAACCUUUCGGAAGGGUGAAGCAAAACCAUUACCCAUGGGAGAGAAGGAAUAGAAUGGAAAAGCUGCAAUGUUGUGUAUGAGUUCGUCGGGGCAAAUGGGGCAUUCCCUCGAAGAAUAGGCGAGAUUCGAUGACGUUGAUGGUAGGAGAUAGGUGCUCCUUAAUUUGUGAUAACCAGAGGCCCGGCACAGCUCAACCUCACCUGCACCUGACG